Pyrenophora tritici-repentis Pt-1C-BFP is the source of this 4121-nucleotide messenger RNA. RefSeq lists its product as uncharacterized. NCBI's taxonomy places the organism in Eukaryota, Fungi, Ascomycota, Dothideomycetes, Pleosporales, Pleosporaceae. Gene Ontology annotation, biological process: transmembrane transport. Gene Ontology annotation, cellular component: membrane. The record is from RefSeq and is a predicted model, not a curated record. Gene Ontology annotation, molecular function: ATP binding; ABC-type transporter activity; ATP hydrolysis activity.
AUGCCCGACUACUCUGACGACGGAAGCUCUGAGAGCCAACCUCUUCUCGAAUCUGAAGAUAGCGAGAUCGGGGAUGGGCGCUCAUUGCUUCAUAGUACGCAAUGGGAGAGACAUGCGGAGCCUUCUCUAGCGACUGUUCAACCCCAGGCUUUUGAGACUGCCGUUGUUUUUCGCCAACGCUUCAUCCGCCAGAUCCUGGGAUUGAAUCCCUUCAAAACUAGUUAUUUCACGCUGUACAGGCAGUUGGACGAUCCUAGUUCGAAGUUUAUCCUUGUACUCGGUGUCAUCCUUGCUGUUCUGGCAGGGCUUCCACUUCCAAUUAUAGGUGUGAUUCUUGGCCGGAUCAUCAAUAAUUUCCCCCCAGAUGCAGACGAGCUCAAGAGCCUCUUGUAUCGUCUGAUGACGGUCGCGGUUGGCUACUUCGCCGUCACUUGGGGCUGGGCCGUGUGCUGGGCAGUCAUAGGUGAAAGAGUCAGUAGAAAAACAAGAGAAAGGCUGCUUUAUCGCGCUCUCGGCAUGGAUAUGGCCUACUACGACACUGUUGCCCCUGACCUCUCUAGUAUUCUUACAGAAAAGACACAGACUAUCCAGCUCGGAACAUCGGAAAAAGUUGGCCUAUUCCUCGCGUCUAUAAGCUAUUUCAUCUCUGCAUUUACUGUAGGCUUCAUGCUCAACGCAAGACUGACUGGGAUAAUGUUUGUCACUGUGAUUCCUUCCAUGGGUUUAGUCGUUAUAUACGGCACCAGGACCGUGUCCCAGCUAUCAAAACAGGCCUCAAUCUACACCGAAAAAGCUGCUUCGGUCGCCGAGAGCGCCAUACGGGCCGUGCAGAUUGUGCAAGCCUUUGGCCUAUUCGAGCAACUCAGCGAAGAACACAUUCACCAUCUUCGAUCUGCACUGAGGUUCGGAGUAAAGAAGAGUAUUGCAGGCGCGGUCAUGCUGGGCUCAAUCUAUUUCGUAGCAUACGCGACAAAUGCUCUCGCAUUCUGGUACGGUGAUCGCUUACGCGACGGCAGCGCUGAAGCUGGUACCAUAUACGCUGUUGUAUUCCUCAUACUAGACGCUUCCUUUGUUAUUGGGUCAUUUGGGCCUUUCAUCCAAACAUUCGCCAUGGCUGCUGCUGCCGGAGCUGCUGUACUGGAAGUCCUGGAUCAUCCACCAUCUGAGAUCGAUGUGUACACUACCAAAGGGAAGCCAGCCGAAAAAGUGCACUUUGAUCGAGAAUUGAUCUUCUCCGCUGUCUCUUUCGUGUAUCCCGCUCGGCCAACUCUGAGGAUUUUAGACAGUAUUGAUCUGCGCAUACAGCCUGGGCAAGUGACCGGUCUCGUUGGUCCAUCUGGAUCGGGAAAGUCUACGAUUGCUUCAUUGCUCUUGAGGCUCUAUGAUCCAACAUAUGGCAAUAUCAUGCUUGGAAAUGAUAACUUGAAGACUUUCAACGUCCACAGCCUCCGGUCCUAUAUUGCACUAGUCAACCAAAACCCCGUUCUUUUUACGGGGACCAUACUGGACAAUAUCAAGCAUGGAAUACCGCAGAGAGAACUGGAAAAGCUCUCCGAGGAUGAGAUUCUGGAUCGAUGCAAGUUUGCGGCGACCGAGGCAUACUGCGACUUCCUAGACCGCCUCCCAGAUGGUAUUCAUACGAAAAUAGGCUCUGGCCCUCAAUCUCAGCUGUCCGGCGGUCAGAAACAGCGCGUUACCCUAGCUCGUGCUCUGGUCGGCAAUCCAUCACUGCUCCUCUUAGAUGAAUUUACGAGCGCGAUGGAUGGAACGAGUGAAGCAAUUGUACUGGAAAACCUCCGUCGUUCAUCAGCAGCAAACACCCGGACUACCAUCAUAAUUGCUCACCGCCUCGCUACUGUAAGAGAUGCGGAUCGCAUCAUCGUCAUGAAGGAUGGCAGUGUAGCAGAGGACGGGCGCCACGAGGAGCUCCUCAGGAAGAAUGGCACCUAUACAGAGCUAAUCAAGGCUCAGCAGUUUGAGAAAGGGCAGCCAUCAGCCGCAUCCUCCAUUCGAUCUACGGCUCGCUCAUUGCACAAGGAGAACGGGAAGGUCUCUAUUGAUUCAAGAGAGGCCAGCGUGACGGCCGUACCAUCAGCUGUCCAAAGCCGUAAGACGAGCGCUUUCGAGCUAAUCAAGAGGUCACUGUUAUUGAGCCGCAAUGAAGCACCGGCUAUAUUCAUUGGUCUACUAUCAUCUAUAUUCAGUGGUGGAGUCAUCAUUGGAGAAGCCCUCAUCUUCGGAAACUUGGUCGAACUCCUGAACGAUACUACUGGGUCUGAUGACCUCACGAGCAGGAUAUCUUUCUACUGCUUGCUGUUCCUUGUCCUUGCACUCAUCGCUUUAGCUUCUCAUUCGUUUGGCAAGACUGCCUUUGGUAUCGUUUCAGAGAAUCUUACCCUGCGGGUCAGAGACUUGUCCUUUCGAACCAUCCUACAGCAGGACAUUGCUUGGUUCUCAAAGCCUGGCCAUUCACAUCAUGCACUCAUGUCUCGCUUGAACUCUGAUAGCGGAAGUAUCAGCGGUCUUUCUGGAGUCAUACUGGGUACGAUCUUCUCGAUUGCGACAUCAGUCCUGGGUGGGAUCAUCCUAGCACACAUUGUAGCCUGGAAAAUUGCUAUAGUGCUACUUGGUGCGGUUCCAAUAAUGUUGGGAGCGGGCUUCCUGCGCCUGCGAAUCUUGCAUAUAGCCGAGACGCAUCAUCAAACAGCAUAUAACGAUGCUGCGGCCUUGGCAUCUGAAGCGACAUCAUCAAUGCAGAUCGUCGCAGUCUUUGGGCUAGAAUCUCACUUUCUCGAGGCUUACCGGGAAGCAAUCCGGAAACCGUACGAAAAGCACCUGAGGUUCAGCGUAUUUGGCAAUAUCUUGCUCGCGUUCUCGCUUUCUGUCACUUACUUUGUCUACUCAUUUGCAUACUGGUGGGGCUCGAAGCAAGUCCGCAAUGGCAAUUACAGUCAGCGAGAGUUCUUCAUUGUGCUCCCUGCUCUGCUCUUCUCUGCACAGUCUGCGGGACAGCUCUUCAGUUUGGCGCCAGAAGUAGCACGUGCUAAGACAGCUGCACAAAGCGUCUUCUCUCUACACGACGAAAAGCCGACCAUCAUGAAGGAAUUGCCCUCAUCGGGAACUGCUGCUGUUUCCGACGGAGAAGCCCUAUUGUCCGGACCGUCAGCUUCGUAUGGAACUUUCGGUGUACGAGGAGAGCUUGAGUUCCGAAAUGUCAGCCUCCAUUAUGCAAGUCGACCGAAUGUGCUUGCAUUGAAUGACGUAUCAUUUCAAGUCCGACAGGGUGAGAAUGUGGCGUUUGUAGGCCGCUCAGGUGCUGGAAAGUCAAGUACAAUUCAUCUGAUCGAGAGGUUUUUCGAUCCAACCUCAGGGCAAGUGUAUCUGGAUGGUCAAGACAUACGACAAGAGCCUGUUCGUGCCCAUCGUGCCCGCCUAGCACUCGUCGAGCAAGAGCCAGACCUUUUCCCUGGUUCAGUCAAGUUCAACAUCGGACUCGGCCGUCGACCAGGCACCACCGUCAGUGACGAAGAGAUAGAGCGUGUUGCGAAAGAGUGUGAGCUUCACGACUUUAUCAUGAGUCUUCCCGAAGGCUAUAGCACCGAGGUUGGCGCACAUGGCUCAAAACUCUCGGGUGGCCAGCGUCAACGGCUAGCCAUCGCUAGAGCCCUUAUACGCGACCCGGAGAUUCUCCUCCUUGACGAGGCGACAUCUCAACUGGACGCAACUACCGAAAGAGAGAUCCGGAGAGCGAUUGCUGCUGCUUCCAAAGGGCGGACUACGAUUAUGAUUGCUCAUAGAUUGGCAAGCGUGCAACAUGCGGACCGAAUUUUCGUCUUCGAUACUGGAAAGAUUGUGGAGCAAGGGAGGCACGAUGACCUUGUAGCCAUGGGAGGUAUAUACGCUGCUAUGGUGGCUACCCAGGAGCUUGACUGAGCAUCAUCUCUCACACAAGGCAGCUUGGAUCAAUGUGUCCAUCUUCGUGCUCGCUGGUCAUGCCUUCAACACAUGAGGAUGUUCUGCAUCCAUGUACUUUAGUUUCCAUUUUGCAUCUAGCUUGUAGGCGUUUUCUCUUGCAUACAGAUGGAGUAAUGAGCCAAAGAUGCUAUGUAUAUGCUUGUACG